GUUCUUGGACACACUUGAAGGAGGAAGAAAGGAAGAGCUUGGAGUUAGAGCACGGCAGGUAUGAGAGGCACGAAGGGUGCAAUGGAUCCAUUGACGUUCUUACAAUGGUUAUGCUGCGGGUGGACUUGCGUGAGAGAAUGUUGUGCUUGUUGUGGAUGUCUAGAUCCAAACCCAGGUGACGCUGGUGAUCGUAAUGGUUCACAAAAUAUAUGGAUAAAUAAUAUAUGCAACAACUGCUGGAGACAUUGCAAUAUGUGCUUCUACGGAGCAUGUAGGUGCUGUAAUUGCUGUGGAGAUCAAAACACAAAUCAAUCUCAUUCUAGAGUGGAGCAAAACAACGACAAAUCUCUUCAAGCUAAUAACAAUGGAGCUCAACCGAAUGAAAUCAUCCCAAUUCAAGGCAAUGGUAUAAAUCCGGAGAUAAUCGGGGAUAACAAUGAACUUGAAUUGAAUGUAGUUCAUAUGCAUUCUUCAAAAUCUGACUUAGAUCUUCCUUCCCUUGACCUCAAAAGUGGCAAUCAAAAUGAUCUAAAUUUCAAUCCAAAAAUAUUAGGGUCGGGAAAUAAAAUUAAAGUCAAUGUUGCUAGAAUGUAUCCGUGGAAAUCUUUCCCAGAAUCACGCUCACUAAGAAAUUAUGGAGCAAAUUGUUAGAGGAUUGCAAGAACAAAACUGGAAAGCAACCCAAGAAGAAUUACCUGUAUUACCUGUAUUACCUAUAUUACCUGUAUUACCUGUCCAAACAUUUGCAAGAAAAUAAAGAAACCAGGCAUUGUUCAUAUGAAUCCCCACGUGGGUUUUGCAAAGUUCAGAGCAACAAAGUGGGAGACAUUGGGUCUGUCUUAAACCACCUAAGUUGCUCAACAACCUUACCAAGCACCUUGCCUCCUAAAUAAGACAGGCCAAAGACCCCUAACCCUAGAACAAUGUAAUAUGCUAGCAUUUUGACAUACUUAUUCCGAACGUAAGCUUUCGCGACGGUGAGUAGCGCAAUGCAUAGAAGCGAGGUGACACCCACAGCGGCGAGUUUGAGAUUGCUGCUGUCGGUGUGGCGGACGGAGAAGCUGUAAACCAGAGGAGGCAGAAGCCUG
Molecule: messenger RNA, 1088 nt
Organism: Cucurbita maxima (winter squash)
Lineage: Eukaryota; Viridiplantae; Streptophyta; Magnoliopsida; Cucurbitales; Cucurbitaceae
Exons: 9
Coding region: 61-651 (196 amino acids)
Source: RefSeq, a predicted model, not a curated record